CAACAGUAAUAAAUAAUGCAAACGUAAAACUGAAUUUUUUGCACAAAAAACAAAAAAAAAAAACGAUAACUGCAAUUAUAGUGAGAAUAAGAAGACGCACAAAAAAACUUCCAACAACAGCCAAGAAGGCGCAAAUUAACCAACUAUGAAAGCAACAAUUAAACAACACGUUGAACACGUUGUUUUUCGAGCCAAUUUAAAUCAAAACCAAAAUCAGCCCACAUUUUAAACAACAACAACAAUAGUAAACAAAGAAAAAACGCGUACAAAUAAAUGAAAAACGCGUACAAAUAAUAAUAAAAUGAGAAAAAAGCAUACCAAAGAAAUAAAUUAAGUAAAAUCCACAAAAAAUUAUUGCUGAGCUGUGGAAAAUCGCACGAGUAGCAACAUUAAAUAUAUAGUAAAUAAUAACAAUAGCAAAAAUUCCGCCAGCGCAGCUGUUUGUGUGCGCGCACGCCCAUCUUGCCAGCCACCGCCACCAGCCACUCUGACAGCCAGCCCUACGACUGUGAAAAGUUGCCUGCCGCGUGCACAGCCGUUGCCGCUUAUUUUGAUUGCAGAAGCAGAAGCGUUAGGCCACCAACUUGGCAACAACACUGUUCAAGCUGGGCUACAACAAAAAUCACCACCACUACCACAACAUCAACAACAACAAUAAGCACAACACUUACGACGGCUCAGUCUGAGCUCGUUGUGGCUGUGCAACAGUUGGAAUUGCCCCUAUUUAAGCCCAACUCAACACGGACGGACAGACGCUCCGUUACGCUGAGCGCACGCCGCAUGCCUGCCCGUGGAUGCCCGUAUCUCUGUUGCAUUUGUAUUUCGUGGCUUUGCUUUCAUUUUUUCGCGCUUUGACUUUUCAAUUUCCAACGAUUUUUUUGUUGUUUGUUUAACUGUAUUACAUUUUUUUUUGUUUCUGUUUUUGUUUUGUUGGAAAAUUUAAACGCCAACGCGUUUUGUAAGCCACAUAAGCGGAGCUGCAGCCACAGCCACAGGCACACACACACACACACACACCCACACACACACAAAGUCAGUCGCUGCUCAUCACGACUGUUAUGAUGUGCUCACCGAGUGGCUUCGUUUUCGUUUUAAUCGCAAUUUUAAUUUGGAAUUGUUUGCAUUUGGGUUGUGCCGUGCAUGACAGCAGUAGUAAUAGUGGUAGCAACAACAACAGCAACAGUAACAACAACAAUAAUAACAAGUCAAGUGUUAGCAAUCGUUUUUGGUUCAGCAACAAAAACACAGCGAACCACAAUCGCUUGUUGCCCGAGCCCGGCGGACGCUUAGCUGUUGCUCGAAAUGUAAAUGAUCGCAAAAGUGGUAAUAUCAGCAACAGUAAUGGCAACGAUCGCAGCGGCGAUAAAAUUGGUAGCACCCACAAUAGCCUCAGCGUCAGCAACACCAAAACCAAGUCCAGCAACAAUGACGCUGUUCGCGGUCGGCGUUUGCGCAUUGAUAUCACGCGGAAGCACAGCGUUCAUCUGAAUGGUGUCGAGAUUAACGAAGAUUCAUUGGCAAAUCAUUUGGCGGAACAUGAAAAGGAGUUAAUAUUUGGAAAAGCGAAAGAUGGGCGUCCACUCAAAUUGGUGCAUUUGCAACAUCUAACAGAUGCCAAUGACGACAAUGGAGUAAGCAAUGCUGCAGUUGGGUCGACAGCACACAAGUCAUCGCAUCGAGUUAGACGUUCCGACACCAGUGCCACCGCAGAUGAUCAAAGUGAUGGCGGCAGUGGCGGCGCUCAACCGCAAGUGGCAAGUCAAAGUGAGGAGGAGGUCGUUUCUGUGCAAAUAAAAGACCACGAACAGUCGGUGCACCUACAGCUGCGCCAGACACCGAAACUAAUCGACGAUGCUUUUGUAUUCAUCCGACGCUAUGCCAACACGUCGCAGUUCAUUGAAGAUUCGCAUAAAUUAGCGGAGCGAUACGAGCGGUGCUUUUACAGUAAUGAAAAUUCAGCACUUGACCUUUGCGAUGAUGAAAAUGUGCGCGGCGUGUUUCAUCACAAUUCCACCAACUACAUUAUACAUCCACUGCCAGCACGUUUCGGCAACUCUACCCAUGUAAUACUCAAGUCCAACUAUGACUUGCCACCAAAAAAGGUACUAGAUACUGCCGUUAUGCCACUGGCAGCCACUGCACUCAAUACAAGUUCAUAUUUCGAACCCGAGGAAGAGGAGUUCAAUGAGUUGGACGAUUUGAAUAUAGAGUCCACUUUAAGUGAGGACAGACUACGUCCAGCGCGUAAUAGCGGCCAUGAAGCCAACGAAGAUGGAGAACCUGAAGAGAUACAUAACUACACAUAUCAUCACAAAGGGAGCGGUGAUAAUUCAAGAAAAUAUUUGGAGUUAAACUUACGGUAUAAACCACGUUAUCAUCACAACAGCGCACAGAAGCCGCAGCUGCAUGAGCAACAGUUGCAACACCUGAAAUAUCAACAUCAUCAGCAGCAUAACCAGCAUCUGCAACAACAAAUAAAUAAGCAGAAAUCAAAUAAAGUGCCACAACGGCGAAGAAAACAAAAAGAACAUCACCAUAAACACCAAAAACAACAAGAGAUACAUGACGGAGCAACAUUUACACAUGAACACAGCGACGUCUUCGUACACAAUAAAAAGAAAAAUAAAGAAACUAGCGCUGAAAGCGAGAACAACGCUGAACAUGACGAUAUAACAAAGCAACGUCAUCGUCGUCGUCGGCGCCGUUAUAUCGCCAGCGGCAACUCGAAAAUACCACAAGAUCUGUUCAUCGAGACAGCGAUCUUCGUUGAUCGUGAUCUCUUCAAGCAUAUGUCGAAGAAUUUUCCCGACAACACCGAAAGCCAAAUGAUACGCUUCGUCUUGGCAAUGAUAAAUGCCGUGCAAUUGUUGUAUCAUGAUCGUUCGUUGGGGCGUCGCAUAAAUUUCGUACUGAAACGUUUGGAGAUACUCUACAAUGAUCCACCGAGUUUACGGCGUUCCGAUGAUAUCGAUACAUAUUUGAGUAAUUUUUGUGAGUGGCAACAGCGUUUAAAUCCGCCGCUGGACACCGACACUAUGCACUACGAUCACGCAGUCAUCUUGACGGGUCUCGACUUGUAUGUAGUGGAUAAAGGCGGCAAAAAGAUCAGUCAGGUGGUCGGUCUUGCACCAGUGGCCGGCAUGUGCACAAAUACGUCUUCAUGCACCAUCAAUGAGGGCAAACAUUUCGAAAGUGUUUUCGUUGUGGCGCACGAGAUCGGACAUAACCUUGGCAUGCGUCACGAUACAGUUAGCGAACGGAAUUGCGAUCCCACGCGCUACAUAAUGUCGCCCACACUGGGCAGCGGGAAGACGACGUGGUCGGACUGCUCGCGUGAUUAUUUGGAGAAGUUUUUACGCAAAGGUUUGGGCAGUUGUCUCUUCGAUCAUGGUCAAUUCGCGAACAACUUGGACCAUUCGGCGGAGGGUAUUUUGCCUGGUGAGCGUUUUGAUGCCGACCAGCAGUGUAUGCUUAAGUACGGUCACCAUUCGAUGCGUGCCAAAAAUCAAAAGCAGGCCGAUAUUUGCACAGAUUUACAUUGUCAGCGUGAGCGCUAUACGUGGACAUCACAUCCGGCCUUGGAGGGCACUGAAUGUGGUGCCAAUAUGUGGUGUCGUAGUGGUACUUGUGUCAUACGUCCGACAUAUGUGGAACCCUAUCACACGCCAAAACUUAUAGCGAGUGCCACCAAAGUUGGUUAUGAUAAGGCGAAUUUCUUGGAAUCCAGUAAAAUGGGUCAUCUGCUGCAUGAGUAUAACUAUAAUAAGCCCGUCAGUUGGAGUGAAUGGAGUGAUGCGAGUGAUUGCGCCUCCGGUUGUCUGUAUGGACCUUCACGACGUCUGCUCGAAGGUAGCACCGGUCUGCGAACAUACUCACGACGAUGCAUCGACCAUCGCCGACGUUGUCUUGGACGUGAUCAUAAAUACGAGGCUUGCAUAGCUAAAGAUUGUUAUAGCUUGAAAAUCGUGAUGACGAUCGAUGAAUUCGCGUACGAUAAAUGCAGUCGAGCGCAGAAAUCUGAUGCGGAGCUGACGGGUGAGGGUGUGCAGAUAAUAGGCGAUAUAGAGGAAUCUUGCAAAGUUUACUGCCGCACAAAAUCGAAUGGCACCAAAACACGCCGCUGGACAUUCCCAGAUGGUACAACAUGCCGUACAACGCUAUACAAGUCCGAAGACAUUUCGUACUGCAUAGCGGGACGCUGCGAGAAGUUCUCAUGCGAUAAUUCCACACAAAACUAUUACAAAUUGGAUCCGAACUUUUGCCAGCAGCGAAAGGCGUCACAAGCGCGUGCCGAGGAGUCGGAGAGUCGACGUUACAAUUCGGUGCAUACAACGGCUGUAGCUGGCAAUAAUAUAAAUUAUAAAAAUGUCAAUGGACACAGCAGCAGCAACAGCAAUAACAACAACAACCACAACAAUAACAUACCAACAUACAGCAUCUACGCGCCAACAACAUAUCGCAGUAAAUACGAGAAUGAGGUGGCCAUACGUGGUUUCCAUGGCCAGGAACGUGAAGUGCCCUACAAGCGCAAGUCGGACAUUUAUCAACCAUGGAAUAAAUACAGUUAUCCGCUACGCGACUCCGCCCAACCCAUUGCACAGCCGCAGCCACCGAAACCGCCACCUCCAGUCUCAGCAUCGCUGGUCGCUAUGGACACAGCAGUCUUAGCUCAGUCGGCUACAGCGGCUGCGGCAGCGCCGGAGUCGGCGGAGUGGAUUGUCAAAUCGGGUUGUCACUCCAGUUGCAUGGCCAAAUCGAUGGGCAUACAAGUGGUGACCUCGCGGCGUACCGGCGCCAAUAACAUACAGCUCUGCACGCACACCGCCAAACCUUGUGAACGUCUACUCUCAGCCACCGAGCACGCCGAGCACACUUGUGCGCGCUAUAAACUCAAAGUGCGCGGCCUCUCCGGUUAUGGCACGCAAAUAGCGGCCAGCGUCGACGAGCCGGAUAGAAGCUGUCGUGUGGGUUGUCAGGAUGAGUUUAUAAAAUACCGUUUUUAUUUGGUUAACGGCCGUUAUGGACACUUUCCAUUGGGCACCAAGUGCUCGCAUACAGAGGAACGUUAUUGCGUGAAUGGCAAAUGCUUGGAAUUUGGACCAGAUAAUAUACCGUUGCAACAGUCACACAUCAGUUUGGCGCUAUUUCGUAGUCGACGUUCUGCGCCGUCGCAGGAUAUAGUGGAGCGACGAGAGAGCGCGCAGACGGCUGUGCAGAGUAAUCGUCAGCGUCGUAGUUAUCUCUACUUCGACCCCGUCAAUAUUACGGAGACAAUCACACAAGAUUUCAUCAACAAUAUUGUAAAGAGUAUAAUGGAUUUUGAGCAGCAGGGUGUUGAGGAUGAGCUGCUCAUGCGCGAUCACAUCGAAUUCAAUAAUCCCAUACACAUAUCAACGGCGGAAGUAACCACGACGCAGCCGCAGCCGCAACAGACAACAUUGAAAGUUGCUUAAUCUGCACAAAAAUCGAAUUGCAAAUUAUUUAUACGUAGAUCUGCUUAAAAAAUUGUUUUAUAAAUACAUACACACGCUUAGUGGCAGUAUGUGUUGUACUGGGUGUACUGAGACAUAGAUAUUUAUACACACAUAUAUAUAUUUAGUUGUUACAAUUUGUACGCUAUUGUAGUGAUAUUUUCAUUUUAGGAUUUUAUAAAAAAAAAUCAUAGCUUUCGAAUUGAUCUUAAGUUUUUUUUCUAAUAAAAACAUUUAUUUAUGUACAUACAGCAUAUAUACAUACAUAUAUUCAUGACAUUAUAAGUAUUGUAGUACUUAAAGGCUUCACACGCGAAAAAAUGUGUUUAGCGUCUGCAUAUUUUAGAAUUUAGUUA
Molecule: messenger RNA, 5827 nt
Organism: Ceratitis capitata (Mediterranean fruit fly)
Lineage: Eukaryota; Metazoa; Arthropoda; Insecta; Diptera; Tephritidae
Gene: stl
Exons: 14
Coding region: 1059-5453 (1464 amino acids)
Biological process (GO): extracellular matrix organization; proteolysis
Cellular component (GO): extracellular matrix
Molecular function (GO): metalloendopeptidase activity
Source: RefSeq, a predicted model, not a curated record